Molecule: messenger RNA, 1909 nt
Organism: Lycium ferocissimum
Lineage: Eukaryota; Viridiplantae; Streptophyta; Magnoliopsida; Solanales; Solanaceae
Exons: 2
Coding region: 1-696 (231 amino acids)
Source: RefSeq, a predicted model, not a curated record
AUGAACCGGGCAAUCGUAACUGGAAAAAUUGAAUCCCUUAAAGCCAAUUCGGGUCAAGCUGUUUCUAUUGGUGACCACUACAUAUGUGUCGGGUUUCAUGAGGAUACGGGUUCCGAUUAUCGGGUUUGGGAGUGGCAUGGUCAUGUUAUGCUUUUUGAUGAGGAAAAUGGGUAUACGCCUGAGUAUAUAUAUGGGAAUUACUUUGAAAGAAUUAAUGGUAAGCUUAUCAAGAACAAACAAGAACAGAAGAUUGAUAAUGAAGAAGAGGAGAAGUAUCUUAUAUUAGGAGAAUCCAGGGUCAAGAAGGAGAUAAUCCGGAUAAUCUUAACUGGAGAAAUUAAAUCCCUUAAACACAAUUCGGGCCAAGCUGUUCCUAUUGGUGAGCACUACAUAUGUGUUGGGUUUCAUGAGGAUACUGGUUCGGAUUAUCGGGUUUGGGAGUGGCACGGUCAUGUAAUGCUGUUUGAUGAGGAAAAUGGGUAUACACCUGAGUACAUUUAUGGGAAUUAUUUUGAAAGAGUUAAUGGUAAGCUUAUGAAGAAGAAACAAGAAGAGGAGAGCGAGAAAGUUCGGAAUUUGGGGUUAAGAGAGUUGAUAGAAUCGGGUGAAUCGAAUACGGAGGGUCGGAUUCUUAGGAGAAAUAUGAAUGCUGGCGAUACAAGGUUUAUAUCGAAUCACCCUUUUUUCAUCUUUUAAUUCUGUUAUAGUUUCUACUAGUUCAUUUGCAUCUUGUUGGUAUGGUGUUUUGCUUGAGUACUGCAUAAAUGAUACUCGAUUUGAAUUAGUGUUUCUAGCUUUUGCAUGAAUAUCAGGAAUUGUUAAGAUAUGUUUGCUUGUUCUAAAUAGAAAUAUUGUAUCUUAUAUUAGGAGAAUUUGUCAUCUAAAAGUCUGUGGCAGCCUCAAGUUCUUAGAUAUGUUGUACUUUUCUACAUCAAUAGCCUUUUGAUUCAAAGUUGAUAACAUGACUCGUUGAAGCACCCAAGGGCGUGACCUUGUGAUCAAUGAAGUGGGUUGAGAAUCAUGAGGUCUCAGCUUCUAAUUUCAUCUGUCCAAACCUUGGUGGACACAGUUAACUGAUACCUAUGCUGGAGAAGUAGCCAGUACCUGGUACCCGUGGAAUCAAUCGAGCUGCAUCCAUGUUGGCUGGGACACCAGGAUUAUCAAGAAACAAAAAGCCCAUUGAAGGAAUUAUGUUCUAUAUGUUAGGAUCUUUAGCAGCGUACUGCUCUAAAAUGUGACCAUUAGCACCAAAAGAAAAGAUUGGAUGGUGAAUGAAUUUUGUCUUCAGAAGCCAGGGCGACAAUGAAAUUCACCCUGUCAAAUUCUGGUGCAUAUUUUGGGAGUAGAAGAUCGUCAACGGUCAAAACACUAUAAAUGAAAAUCCACCAGUUUCUCAAAAAAGUUCUGUAUCUUAGUUCUAGUUGACUUGCUGUUAAUUAAAAUGAGGAGAAGCUGUUAUCUUAUGUUAAUUUUCUGCAAGAAGCAGAAUUAGGAGUUAAGGCUAGCAUACUACCCAAGCAAUUUAAUACAUUUGAAGAGAAUGUGAACAACUAGCUACAUAACAUGUUAUCCUCGGCAUUAUGGGUGAUGCUUUAAGGUGCGAUCCUAUGAGCGUUAAGCCAGAAGGAUUUAGCUUAGGAGAAAUAUAAGUAUAUAACUAUACUGUGCAGCACUUUGUUAUUUCGACAUGCUCUUUUAACCCCUGAACAGUGCUGAAGUAAUGCUCAGCAUAAUAGGCGAUGCUUUAAGGUUCCAUCCAAUGGGCGUUAAGCCAGCAGGACUUGGCUUAUAAGGAAUAUAACUAUGUUGUGCAGCACUUUGUUAUUUUAACAUGCUCCGUUAACCUCUGAACUGUGCUGAAGUAGUGCCUUUCAAUUUGAACUCUUAAUAUGAUACAAGGACAGCAGAC